Messenger RNA from Odocoileus virginianus texanus, 10021 nucleotides. RefSeq names its product kinetochore scaffold 1 (gene KNL1). Gene Ontology annotation, cellular component: nucleus. Lineage: Eukaryota; Metazoa; Chordata; Mammalia; Artiodactyla; Cervidae. Gene Ontology annotation, biological process: protein localization to kinetochore; cell division; attachment of spindle microtubules to kinetochore. The record is from RefSeq and is a predicted model, not a curated record.
UUUUUACAGCAAGAAAUAAAAAGAAGAUGGCCGCUCCUAUGCAGUGAGGAAUCUGCAGUGGGGAGAGAUAAAGGAAAAUUCCGUAGAAAAUGAGAUAACCUUGAAAUAAAUAAAAUUGGCAUACAAACUGGGAAAAAACUUUGAUUGAAGAAAUCUUAGGGAGGGUCUGCAGCCUAAGGGGCGGGGCCGACGCGUUGAGCGGCUUUGCGCCUGCGCUUCAGCUAGGCGGUUAGAUUUGAAUGCUUUACUGAGGUCCUCUAGGCGUUAUGAGCAGACGUGAAGGGGUGGGGGUGAGCUAUCUGAGAAGCGUGCGGACCACAAACAAGUGUGAGGAGAAUUUGUGAAGCCGUUGGGGCUUCACAAAUGAAGCGGCGGGUAACUUUCGUCCUGGUCUUCGCCCGCGGGAUUUAGGUUUUGUUAGAGCGGAUUGAAGGCCUCACGCUGGGAGGAGAGGGACGCGCCUACAGCCAGACUGCCUCGGAACUCUCUGGGCUCAGAAAAAUUUUUCUUCAAAAAUGGAUGGGAUGUCUUCAGAGGCUAAUGAAGAAAAUGGCAAUGUGGAGAGACCUGUUGGAAGACGACAUUCUUCAAUUUUGAAACCCCCAAGGAGUCCUCUUCAGGACCUCAGAGGUGGAAAUGGGAAUGAAACUAUUCAGGAAUCCAACGCUUUGAGAAAUAAGAAAAACUCUCGUCGAGUCAGCUUUGCAGAUACUAUAAAAAUAUUCCAGACAGAGUCUCAUAUGAAAAUAGUGAAAAAGUCAGAAAUUUCAGAAACAGAGGCAGGAGAAAAUACCCUAUUUAUACAGAAUAAGAAUCCAGAAGAUAACUACUGUGAGAUAACUGGAAUGAACACAUUGCUUUGUGCUCCCAUUCAGACCCAGAUGCCCCAGAGAGAGAUUUCAAUUACAGAAUACAGCCAUGAAAGGAAACAUGCAAAUGACCAAACAGUCAUCUUUUCAGAUGAAAACCAGAUGGACCUGACAGCAAGUCACACUGUGAUGAUUUCCAAAGGCCAUUUAGAUUGUACCAAAAGUGAGAAGUCCACCAAGAUAGAUACUACAUCAUUUCUGGCUAACUUAAAACUCCACACUGAAGAUUCAAGAAUGAAGAAAGAAUUACAUUUUUCUGUAGAUCAAAACACUUCUUCAGAAAAGAAGAUAAAUUUCAAUGACUUCAUAAAAAGAUUGAAAAUAGGAAAAUCAAAUGCUUCUCCUUUUAUAGGACCUGAUAAAGAAAAUUCUGAGAUGCCUAUUCAUUCCAAAGAAGCAAAUAAGACCACUUCUGUCCAUCAAAUGCAUGUAUCUCUUGGUGUAGAUGAAAAUACCAGUAAUAUGACUAGACUCCUUAGAGAACAAGAUGAUGGAAUGAAUUUUACCCAGUGUCAUACAACCAAUAUUCAGACUUUUGUUCCCACAUCCAAUGAGGCCAGCUUACGGGAAUUUAAAGGUGAUGAUAUUACAGUUUAUGGCAAUGACUUCAUGGACUUGACAAUUAGCCACACUGUACAGAAGUUACCUUCAACAGAUAAUCUGUCUGAAAUAGAAAAUCAAACUCAGGAUGUCAUGAUGGAUGUUUCAACUUGUUAUGAAACUAAAGCACUAGAACAGAAGACAGUCUUUAAGGAUAAACCGAAUGAUGCUUUCCAAGACCUUUCCUUAAAUCCUAAAGGUAACAUACAUAUGAUCAGAAGUCAUAUUGCAGGGACAGAAAUUCAAACAGUCACACAGGCUACCAACCAGGAUAUCAGACCAUUGGCCAUGAUCCCAGAAUCUAAAUGUUCUGAUCCAACUAUUCAAGAUGAUAAGACAUUUUUAUAUUCUAGUUGUAAUGAUGCCAUGGAACUGACCAAGUGUCACUCAAGUAUGAGAGAGGAGAAGAAUUUGGUAAAGCAUGACAGUAAUUAUUCUAAAAUGUAUCCCAAUCCAGAUGGCAACUCUCUUCUCAGAGAAAAAACUGUUUAUUCAGGAGAAGAUAGCAUGGACAUUACCAAGAGUCACACAGUUAAAAUAGAUAAUCAAAUUUUUAAACAAGUUCAGACAAAUGUACAGAAAGCAACUGCACCAGUAUCUGAAAAAGAAAUGAUGAUCCAAAAUCACAUAAUUGUGUCAGAGAAUUGGGACAUAAAUGUAAAUUGUCGUUCCGUUCCUCUUGUAUCUAAGGAAAGAUUACAGCAGAGCCCGGAAAAUCCUUUAUUUAUUUCAUUGACUGACAAAAGGACUGAAAUCUUCAUAGAUGAAGAUAUGGAUUUGACUAAAAGUCACACAGUUAAUUUAGGAAGUCAGUUUCCUCUUGCAUCUUGCAAUGUAACAUCUGAGAAUACCAGUAAAUCUCACUGUCACAGCAAAAGCCUUUCAAAUGAAUGGGGAAAAAUGACCAAAGAUCAUAUUGACCUAUCCCAACAACAAAACAUAAUAUCUAAGAACAUCCCUGCUAAUACCUGGGAGAAAGAAAAAAGUCAAGUUUUGAAGAUUUCACCCUAUCUUGAUAAAGAUUCUCCUCAGUCACCUGAUAUUAACCAGGACAUAGCAACAAAACAUAAUAUAGUAUACUUUUGUGAAGAUCUUCACAAACAGGUACCACUGGGAAAUAACAGAAAUACAAUUUCAUGUGAGCAAGCUUUGUUUCCUACUACAAAGCCAUUAUUUUCAUCAAGAGGACAGCCUGCCAUCAGAAAUCAUAAUGUUGUUAACAGUCAAACAGUAAAAUCUGUACUAGGCCAGAAUUCUAAACUGCCUGAGCCACUAAGGAAAAGUUCAGGUAAUCCCAUUCCUGACUGUUCUGACAAGACAGUUAUUUGUUCAGAGAAGGAAGAAAAUAUGGAUCUAACCAAGAGUCACACUGUUAUUACUGGAUUUAGUCCUUCUGAAGUACUAGAACUAAGUAAGACUAAUUUAGAAAACACUAACAGCCAGUUAUCAACAGUAAACAGACAGAAAGCUCUAAAAGUUGAAAAAUGUAAUGAAAGUCCUAUAGAAAAAAUGGGAGUGUUUAUUUCUAAUGGUAUCAUGGAUGUGUUGGAGGACAAAAAUGUGCAGAAAUCCGGAAUUCUGAAUGAAAAACAAGAUGUCAAAAUUUGUGGAAGAAAAAGUCUUGGCAGACUAAAAGUUGAUAAGACUGUUGUAUUUUCAGAGGGAAAUGAGAAUGAUAUGGAUAUCACCAAGAGUUGUACAGUGGAAAUAAGUCAUAGACCUUUACUAGAUGAACAUGAUUCCCAUUUGGUGCCUUUGACAGGAAAUUCUAACACUGUUUUGUAUGCAUGUGGGCAAGAUGACAUGGAGGUCACCAGAAGUCACACAACUGCUAUAGAAUGUAAAACUGUCUCACCAGAUAAAACAACUACUAGGGCUGUGGACAAAACUGUAAUGUUUGUAGAUGAUCAUGAUGAACUAGAAAUGACAAAGUCCCAUACUAUUUUCAUUGACUGCCAAGCAAAGGAGAGAACUGUGCUUCCAGACAGACCAAACUUUGAACUAUCCAAAAGAAAAAGCCUCGAAAAAUCAAAAGUGACCCCUACUUCUACUGAGGAGAGUGUUUUUUUCCCGCAAAAUGUCGAAAGGGAUCAUUCAGUCGCAAAAGUCAGCCAGCUAACACUACCAGGGAAAUGGUCUAAUCAUGGUCCUUUAGAGAAAGCUGAAGCAUUUAUAGCUGAUGAUAACAUGGAAGUGUCUAAAUCAACCAUUUGGAAAAAUGACAGAAAUGUACAAAAGCCUGUAUUUCUGAAUGAACCUCUAUCAUGCAAAAAUCAGAGAAGGAAAAGCCUUAGACUCAGAAAUGACACGACCAUUGCAUUUUCAAAGAAUGAUAAAAAUGAUAUGGAUGUCAUCCAGUGUUGUACAGUGGAAAUAAAUAACAAAAGUGUCCUGGAAGAUAGAGAGGACUCCCAUUUGCUCCCUUUGGAAGGAACUUCUAAUACUGUUUUGCAUACAUGUGGACAGGAUGAUAUGGAGAUCACCAGAAGUCACACAACUGCCUUAGAAUAUAAACCUCUCUCACCAGAUAAAAUAACCACUAGGACUACAGACAAAACUGUUAUGUUUGUAGAUAAUCACAGUGAUCUGGAAGUUACUAAGUCCCACACUGUUUUCAUUGAUUGUCAAGCCACGGAGAAAAUACUUAAAGAGUGCUCUGCAUUUGGAAUAGCAAAAGAAAAAACCUUGGGUGUUUCUUUUCCACAGGAUGGUAAUUCUAUUCAAGAAGUCACUAAAAAACAAGCACUGGCUGUAGAAAACAAAAUCAUUCUUCACAGUGAGCAAAAGCAUAAUGUGAUACCCUUUGUUCCUACUAAUACAUUGUCUGGCCGUCAAGGUGAGACAGAUGUCAGAUUCCAUAGCACUUCUGUAGAUGAAGAAGUCAUGAAAGUUGUAGGCCAGGCCUAUACAUUGGAAAAACCCAAAAUUGAAAGCUGUCAGUUAAAUAGUACAGAUAGAAGAAAUGUGGAUUUUACAAGCAGACCUGCAACUGCUGUUUGUGGAUCUGCUGAUAAUUAUUCUUGUUUACCUAAUGUUACUUCAUUUUUUGGUAAUUUGGAGAAGAACGUCAUGUCCUUAUGUGAUAAAGAUGAAGAUUUAAAAGCCAGUCAUUGCCCAGUGCAAAAUGAUCUUCCUUAUGCAAACAAUUCAGCCAGUGAUGAUGAUUUGAAAUCUGAGGGACUGCCUCUUUCUGCUCCUUGCUUGUUAGAGAAGGAGAAAGUUGUUCAAACCAAUACCCAAGGACAGUUACAUUGUGUCCCCAAAAUGCUAAAAGAUCAAGAUCUGAUUAAGGAGCCCCCAAAUCUAAUAUCAAAUGAAACUUUAGUAUAUGGUGAAGAUUUGGGGGAGAUGACUAAACUUAACUCAAAGCCAGUGUCUUUUAAACUUCCAAGGGAUCAAAUGGAGCCCUCUGUUCAUAAGGCAGAACAGAAUUUAAAGAAGACUUUUGUUGAUGAUGUUUGUGUUGCUUCUCAGCAUCAUCUAUUAACCCAACUACCUCCAUUACCUCAACAAGGACAGAAUAUUGUCAAUAAAGAUGAAGCAAUAUUGUCUAAAGCUGGAAAUAAUUUAAAUAUUGUUAGAGGAAAUUCCUCUGAACCCACAUGUGAAAACGAUUCCACAAUGCUCUAUAAUGGGAAACAGUUUACUGUGGCCUAUAGAAAAGAACCAAAGAAAAAUAUUCAAACAGCUAAAUGUAAUACAGCUAUAGAUUUCCACAGUAACUCAGCCUUGACUAAGCAAGUUACUCAGACUCUUAUCAAUCCUCGAGAAGCAUCAGAUCCUGUAAUUGCAUCCAGUGUUGCAACUUGUAGUGUCAAACCAAAUCUGAAUAACUUAAAUGGAAAAACUGAAGAAUUUUUAGAUUUCCAACCAGUUCGUUUACCACCUUCUCCAGAACAGUUACUUAAAUUAGUAAAUAAGGCACACGGUGAUAUGAGUAUAGUGCAAGCUACAGAAAUACAUAAUGUUAACAUAGUGUCUAGCAAUGUUAAAGAUGAUAGAGAUGAAGAAAAUAAAGUUCCACGUAAUGGAGCUGAAACCACCUCUGUAUCAUUAAUGACAACUGUAAAAGAUAAAAUGAGGAGAUGUUCUUUGGGAAUAUUUUUGCCCAGAUUGCCAAACAAAAGAAAUUGUAGUGUCACUGGUAUUGAUGAUCUGAAGCAGGUUCCAGCAGACACAACUGAUUUAAAUCACUUAGAAACUCAGCCGGUUUCCAGUAAGGAUUCAAGCAUUGGAAUUGUUACAGCUAAACUGAACUUAAGUCCAUCUCAAUAUAUAAAUGAGGAAAAUCUCCCUAUAUGUCCUGGUGAGAUUAAUUCCUCAGACUCUAUCAGCAUAGAUACUGAGGAAAAGGCUUUGACUGAGACAUACCAAAAAGAGACUUCACCCUCUGAAAAUAAAAUGGAAGAAACCUGCAAUAGCCAAAAAAGAACCUGGGUACAAGAAGAUGAUGAUGAUAUUCAGAAUGAGAAAAAAAUCAGAAAAAAUGAAAUUGGGUUUAGUGAUACUGCCCAAGAUCAGGAGAUUUCUGACCUCCAUGCUGAAGGAGAUAUGGAUAAAAAUGCUAACAGUGUAUUGAUAAAAAGCCUGAGCAGAACCCCAUCUAGUUGUAGCAGUUCUCUGGAUUCAAUCAAGGCUGAUGGGACCUCUCUGGACUUAAGCACACACCUUGGUAGUCAAAUAGAAUCACAGUUUCUCAGAGAUACCGUUUGUGAAGAGAGCUUGAAGGAGAAACUCAAAGAUGGAAGAAUAACAAUAAAGGAGUUCUUUAUACUUCUUCAGGUCCACAUUCUGAUACAGAAACCCCGACAGAGCAAUCUUCCAGCCAAAUUUACUGUAAACACAUCACCUACUCUGGAAGACCUGAUGUUAAGUCAGUAUGUUUACCGACCCAAGAUACAGAUUUAUAAAGAAGAUUGUGAAGCUCUUCGCCGGAAGAUUGAAGAAUUAAAGCUUUCUGCACUGAACCAAGAUAAACUGUUGACUGAUAUAAAUAGAAACCUGUGGGAAAAAAUGAAACACUGCUCUGAUGAGGAGCUGAAGGCCUUUGGAAUUUACUUGAACAAAAUAAAAUCACGUUUUACCAAGAUGACUAAAGUCUUCACUCACCAAGGAAAAGUGGCUCUAUACAGCAAGCUGGUGCAGUCAGCUCAGAGUGAGAGAGAGAAACUUCAUAAAAGGAUAAAUGAGAUGGACAACAUACUUAAGAAGAUUGAUAACUCUCUCACCGAGGUGGAAAUAGAAACUAAGAAUUUGGAGGAUGAACAGAAAGACAGUCCUGUGGAAGAACUGAAUUCUGAAGUGAGAGCUGCAGAGAAAGAAUUGGAACAGCUGAAAACUGAGGAAGAAAAACUUCAAAGAGAUUUUUUAGAGCUGGAGAUACAGAAAGGGCAGAUCCUUGCUCAAUUAGAGUUUGUGCAAAAGCAAACAAAGAGAACUGAAGAGCUGCUGGAUCAGUUGAGCUUGUCUGAAUGGGAUGUCAUUGAAUGGAGUGAUGAUCAAGCUGUAUUCACCUUUCUUUAUGACACAAUAGAACUCAUCAUUACCUUUGGAGAGCCAGUAGUUGGUCUCCCUUUCCUGGACAAGGCUUAUAGGAAGGUUGUUGAUCUGAAUUUUCAAUCUCUAUUAGAUGAGGAUAAAGCUCCUCCUUCCUCCCUUUUAGUUCAUAACCUUAUUUUCCAGUACAUUGAGCAACAGGAAUCCUGGAAGAAGACAUGCACAACACAGCAUCAGGUACCCAAGAUGCUUCAAGAAAUCUCACUGGUAGUGAGCCAUUGCAAACUCCUUGGAGAGGAGAUUGAGUUUUUAAAGCGAUGGGGACCAAAUUAUAACCUAAUAAGCAUAAAUGUGAAAAAUACUGAAUUGAAGCUUUUAUUCUCCAGCUCAGCAGCAUUUGCAAAGUUUGAGAUAACUUUGUCUCUCUCAGCCCACUACCCAUCAGUCCCAUUACCUUUUUCUAUUCAAAAUCACCUUGGAAACAUUGGCCAAGAUGAAGUCACUGCCAUUCUAUCUAAAGUGCCACUGGAAGACAACUACCUAAAGAAUGUAGUCAAACAAAUUUACCAAGAUCUGCUUCAGGACGACUGCCAUUUCUACCACUAGAAUCAUGGAUUGCAGUUAUAACAGUCAAGCACAGUAACACUUAAUAAUAAUACUGUGUCAGCAUUUCAGUUACUGUUUAAUAUUCAUCUUUAGGUCAUAGACGCCUAGUAAAGUUUCUUCUGAUGGAAAUUUCUCCCAUUAAGAAUUAACUUUUAAGUAUAAGAGGAGGGGUCACCACAAACAAAAAUAUUAGCCAUUUUCCCAUAUCUAGGGCUGUGAUUUUUAGGUUUCUGGCUUCUGCCUACUAGAUAUUUCCAGGGUAGUCAAGUCUUAUCUACAAACCACUCAUCCUCCCUUUUUCUCCAUUCCAGAGAUGUUAUUAAGAGAAAGCAAUAGCACUCAGCUGUUGGAGUGGUUGCCAUCUUCUCUUAAACACCUUGUGUUCUUUUAUAUAGUGUCUACUAGUAUUUUCCUAAUAAAUAUAAUUUGUAGGGAAAAAUUAAUUUUUGGUCUGGUACAUAUCUGUAAAUAUAUUAAUACUGUUUUUGUGUUUGUGAUAUAGUAAAGAGAUGUAUAUAGAAGUACAUAGAGAUGUAUAGAGAGACAUCCCUCUACCUGGGCAGUUUCAAAACAUCUUCCUGAAGUAUGCUUUACAAUAAGAUUCUCAGUCUCCUUCAUUUAAUAACAGCUUCAAACAAUAUCACACCCAAAACACAGGUUUAUCAAGUUUUGGUAAUGGUAAUGAACUUUUAAGUAUUGGUUUCUGAAGCCAAACACUUUCUUAUACACAAAAAUAGGCACAUCCACUGAUAUUGAAUAAUCAGUAUUAUCUGUAAGAUAGACAAAUGUGAAAAAACUUCAUCCAAUCUUUAGUCAACUCCUAAUCAUGAUAGUUUUUGUUUCCCUUAUAUAUUUCUCAAGUAUAUUUACAUUUUUAAACUAAUUUGUCUUAAUAUUUUGCUUUAUAUUUUGGGAUCAGGUUAAAGUUUUAUGGGUCCCAUGAAUGUUAUCUGCCCUCUUGAUUGGCUUUUACUCCUGAACUACUAGUCAAAAUAGUAAAUGGUCUUUUAAGCUUCAAAAGUCAACAUAAAACUCAUUUGCCAUAAAAAUCAAUAUUUAAAUGUUCCCUAUUUCUGUAAACUCCUUGAAAAAAUUUUAAGGUCAUCAAUAUGGUGUUUCCCCGAAACUUCCCAUGAAAUUUGUUUUCUUACUGGAGUUGUUUUAUUUCUUUCUGUAAACCUAAAAAGUAGAAGUUUUGUUUUAUGCAUUUUGGCAACCUGGAAUGACCAGUUCCAAGGAUGAUUUGGCUUGUAAUGAUAAUCUCUGCUUUCUUGGGUUUGGAGUACAUAAUUGUAUUAUUUAUCUAGUUAUUUGCUUUUCUAUUUGUUCAAAGUAUUGGCUAUUUUUAUAAAAUUCUUUGGAAGUUUUUUCACUAGUGAUUGGAAGCAGAUUAUUUUUUGCACGAUUAAAGUAAGUUCAUUAUGUAAGUAUUUUUAAAGCAGUAUCUCUUUAUGAAGUUGUUUUUUUUUUUACCCUGUAUCUGAUAUAUCCUUGAAGAUAUGCCUAAGCAAGCUCCCUUGAGGAAUACUCACCUAUUUGAAAACUCAGAUAAGAUUAAAGUAUGUCAGGACCUUAAUAAAAGAACCAGGUACAAACCGUAGUUAUCCCUGUGUCUCUAAGGCACAGUAAAAGAAAACUAUUUUGAAGUCCCUUAGGAAACUAUCAUUUCUUAAGAAUUAAUGUAGUGGUUCUCAAAGUAUAGUCCCUAGACCAGCAGUCCCCAACCUUUUUGGCACCAGGGACCGGUUUCAUGGAAGAAAAUUUUUCGACAGAUCAGGGGCCAGGGGAGGGGUAUGGUUUAGGCAGUAAUGUGAGCUAUGGGGAGCAGCAGAUGAAGCUUGCCCACCACUCACCUCCUGCUGUGCAACCUAGUUCCUAACAUGCUGCUGACUGAUAACCAGUCUGUGCCUGGGGGUUUGGGACCCCCGUUCUAGACAACCUCCCUUAGCUCUUCACAAGUAUCCAUUGUUGUUGACCUAAAGUCUAGACUGCCAGAUAUUUCUCCAACAAAAAUGGAUUCAGGAUCAGAAGAAAACUGCAAUUCAUGGUCUGCAACCAUGGUGGGCCACAUGCAAUUUCCCACUCUACAAGGAAAGAAAAACACUUAUAGAAAGGAAAGGAAAGCCAGGAGUAAACAAAGGCUUUUCAUUCGCUGAACCCGUCCCAGAAAAGGAGUCUUUCUUCUUUUUGUUGGACUCUGCCAACAGUACAGGCCAUGAGAAUUCCCCUUUCUGCUCUUCUUCCUCUACUUAAUUGAGGUUUUUGAUUAUUAAUUUUUUUAAAUAUGAAAUCAAAACAAAACAGAAAGGCAGGGAAAUGCUGCUAGAUUGCAGGAGACUAAAGAAAUUUUGAAAAGUAAUGCUUGAUCCUUGAUUGAACCUUGUAUUAAAUUCAUAAAGGAUAUUUUGGGGACAUGGAAAUUUGAAUAUUAAACUAUAUAUUAGAUGAUA